GGUGUCACUCCGAGCGGUGAAUUCGGUGAAUUGAUGCAAGGGGGAAAGUGUGUAGAUAAUGCAGAUUGCAGUGAAGAAUAAACCAUAGAACAAAGUAGAUCUUACCGGCCUUCAAUUUCCUCUUCCUGUAGACUACUGUAAACGUUGCAAUGGCGUCUGGUACUCUAUACACAUACCCGGAGAAUUUCCGUGCCUACAAGGCCCUUAUUGCUGCCCAAUUCUCUGGGGCCCAGGUCAAGAUCGCUGACAAUUUUGUCUUUGGUGUUACCAAUAAAUCCAAGGAUUUUUUGAAAAAAUUCCCCCUUGGCAAGGUGCCAGCUUUCGAGACCAACGAUGGAAAAUGUCUGACUGAAAGUAAUGCCAUCGCAUACUAUGUGGCAAACGAACAACUCAGAGGAAAGACAGAUCUGGAGCGAGCAGAGGUUAUUCAAUGGUUUGGAUUUGCUGAUUCUGAAAUUUUGCCAGCCAGUUGUGCGUGGCUAUUUCCCUUGCUAGGAAUUAUGCAGUACAACAAGCAGGCUGUGGAGAAUGCAAAAGAAGAUGUGAAGAAGGCAUUGACUGCUUUGAAUACACAUUUGCUCACGCGCACAUAUUUGGUUGGAGAACGUUUGACCUUGGCUGAUAUUAGUGUGGCAAUGACACUAUUGAAUCUCUAUCAAUACGUUUUGGAGCCAAGUCAACGCAAGCCUUACCAGAAUGUUAACCGAUGGUUCCAAACCGUUAUCUAUCAACCAGAAUCGAUUGCCGUGAUUGGUGCCUUUAAAUUGGCUGAUAAAGCUUUGGAAUAUGACCCCAAGAAAUUCGCCGAGAGCCAAGGAAAGACGGCCAAGAAGGAGAAGAAAGAGAAGGAGCCCAAGGAACCUAAGGAACCUAAGCCCAAGAAGGAGAAGGAGAGUGAACCAGCAGAGGAACUUGACGCUGCUGAUGCUGCAUUGGCAGCUGAACCCAAGAGUUCCAAUCCAUUUGACGCCAUGCCGAAAGGCACUUUCGACAUGGAAGAUUUCAAACGUUUCUAUUCAAACGAAGACGAAGCAAAAUCUAUUCCUUACUUCUGGGAGAAAUUCGAUCCCGCAAAUUACAGUAUCUGGUUAGGCGAAUACAAAUACAACGACGAAUUGACGAAGGUGUUCAUGUCCUGUAACCUUAUUGGUGGAAUGUAUCAACGUUUGGAUAAAAUGAGAAAGGCUGCAUUUGCCAGCGCCUGUCUGUUCGGUACCGACAAUGACAGCACCAUCAGUGGAAUUUGGGUCUGGCGUGGUCAGGAUCUCGCUUUCUCGCUGUGUCCAGAUUGGCAAAUUGAUUAUGAAUCAUACAGCUGGAAGAAAUUGGAUCCUUCAGCGCAAGAAACGAAGAACUUGGUGAAACAAUAUUUUAGCUGGUCAGGCACUGACAAAGAUGGACGUAAAUUUAAUCAAGGAAAGGUUUUCAAAUAAAAAAACAAAACUCUUUAAUUAGACUUUUCAUAAAUGAGAUCCGUAUAUUGCUGAAAGAAUAGAAGACGAAAAAAAAGAAAGAUACACUCUUAAUACUGUAAAAACACAAAUUUCGAAAAAAACGAACUUACGGAUCUUCCAAGACACAGAACACACACAAACACCCAUUUUAUUCCUCAUUAAUGUCCAAUUCUACAUGUUUAAAUUCUAUUUUGCUACGAGUUUGUCACGCGUAAACUUAAGCUCGAAGUUAUGUCCUCGGUUAUCAUUUAAAUGUAUAAAAAAAAGAAUAGAACGUCUUUUCCUUUUUUUGAUUAUGAUAAUAUUUUCCUUUUUCUCUUCAAUCACAGUUCGUUUAAUCGUUUAGACUGAUCAGUCAAAAAACAGAUCAUAUUCUUUAAUUUUUUUUUCAUUUAUUAGAAGCAGACAAUUAUACUGUGCAAUGUGUUAUUUAUUGUUGAAAACUACAAUUUUGUUUUAGCGACGCAUUCUAUUGAGAUUUGGACGUUUUGUCGAGUGAGACACGUUACGUUGAUUUUAUCGAUCUGCGAUUUUUGUAUGUCAGUAGUGAGAAAAAAAAAAUUAAAUAUCGAAAAGUCUGAAUGGCAUUUAAA
This is a messenger RNA of Leptopilina heterotoma, 2047 nucleotides long. RefSeq names its product elongation factor 1-gamma (gene eEF1gamma). Gene Ontology annotation, molecular function: translation elongation factor activity. Lineage: Eukaryota; Metazoa; Arthropoda; Insecta; Hymenoptera; Figitidae. The transcript is spliced from 8 exons. Gene Ontology annotation, biological process: translational elongation. The coding region runs from base 150 to 1433 and encodes 427 amino acids. Gene Ontology annotation, cellular component: nucleus; cytoplasm. The record is from RefSeq and is a predicted model, not a curated record.